CGCAAGUGUUGCUGAGUGAUUGCUAGACAUUGAUUUAUGAACGGUCAGUUUCCAGAGUUCGGAUCCGGCUCUCUGACGUCCGCGAGAGCACGCAACGUUUCACUCAACUUCGAUCUGGGAUCUCUGCUGGGCGACGAGAAAUCGUCGCGACCCUCAUCGUCAGCGGCCAAAUCUGUGAGGUCUGCGCCUAGAAGUCAAAAUCCGAAGUCCCGGAUACGAACCGGUGGAGAGAAAAAGCGCGUGUCGUUAAGGCAGGACGAUGAUUUUGACGCCCAUCUAGCCACAGAAGCGGGAAGAAAUGACGACGAAGACGUGGAACGCGUAACAGAAGAGGACGCCUUGAAAAUGGGCAGCAGCCUGGCAGACAUGGAUGAUCUCGAUGACAGCCUGUUCAGCAGUUCUCUUAGUCGCAGCAGCCGUCAGUCACGAAGAACGAAGCGACGAGAAACCACAAAGUCUGCGGAGUCUGCAUCAGCAAAGCAACUGGAGGAUAAGCCUGCUGUUGUUGAGGUGGAAAGAAAGCAGCAGCCAAAGGCUAACGAAAAGAAAUCGACUGGAUCAUUGUUUGAUGAUAUUGACGAUCCGUUUGCUGGAAUUUUGUCAUCAGAUGAGGAAGAGAAAGAUACGCACAGAAGUCGGUCUGGUGCCGGUGGAAAGCGUAGUGUGGUGGAUGGUAGACGGGAUGCAGUGGGAGAGAAGGAACAAGUGAGAAAUGAGGAGGUGAUACACGAGGAUGCGACUAGCAAACAACAGUCUUCGUCGUUGCUUAGUCAGAUGAGUCCCAAGUUGCGACGGGCUGCUUUAGGCGAUUCAGAAGCCACGACCUCUUCAAACGUUCCAAACCUUCCAAACGAACCGCUUCAACACAAUCCACCAACAUCCAAACCUGAUCAACACAUCUCAUCCCCCACAGCACAACAUUCACAACCUCGUUCUUCCACGAUUAUAAACACAAACCCAAAGGUGACCGACGAUCCCUUCAGUGACAACGACGACGACGACUUGUUGGGUGAUCUCGGAUUUGACAGCAGCCCACCCACACAGACCAAACCAAAAGACACAAACCAAGACGGCAAACGAUUCAGUGACAUAUUAGGAAAGUCAUCAAGAUUUGAUGAACUAAUGGGAAAGACUGACGACAACACAGCAACAACAGACUCGACGCGAACAAACCAAAUUGAAAGGCCUCGCACGCGUGGUAAGAGCGAGUUAGAUGCCGAACCCGGAGAAGCCGACGACGUUCAUUUCGGUGGUUAUACACCAUCGUUUGGUGCUCCCAGCAGAUCUCGUCAACAAGGAUCAAGCAAACGGCAGAGACCUAGCACUGCUCCGUCUGCAAGCGCUAAAUCAAAAUCGGUUCGGUUUGCCGACGAGUUGGGAUUAGAACUGGAUGACGAGGAUGCUGCUGAUCAUGUCACUAGAGAUAGGCCGUCUUCGUCUCCUGCUCAAGUGACAGGCAAGGGUCGUCGACGAGAAGUCGAUGUUGUGACGUUUGAUGGUCACGAAGGCAACACUGAGUUAGGAGCCGGGGGUGUGACUAAGACAGAGACGAAGGACAGAGAGCGUGACACGUCUAUGUUAAUGAAUCGUGGAGGUAUGUCUUCUGUGAGUCAUAAGACUGCUGAGAACGAGGUGUUGACGUUGGCUGAAAGAGAUAGUGAGGUUAGUGAAGGGAGAGACACGGUGGAUGGUGUUGGUCGAAGGUUGGAGAGUGCGGUUGACGAUGGUGACUUGUUUGGUGGUGAUAUGGGAUUGGGCUUGUCAUCUGGAGAACGUCCUCUCAUGGGACGGAGAAGGCAACAAGAGGAAAAGCCUCUGUUUCCAUGGCAAUCGCCAACAUCACGACGACAAGGCCGGAGACAGCCGGGCACAGCACUGAGCAUACCAGAAGACACAACCAGCAAUGCAAUCAACAACAACAACAACACGACAGUCAAACACAUGCCGAGUGCACCAACACAACCCACCGAUCCAAUUCCUUACCAAGAACCUCAACCUCUUGCAACGACAGGAAAUGAGGUUACAGGCUUCAUGAACAGCAUCAUAUCCACACAGCCUCAACUCGUGCCGGUUGUGUCGCCUGCAGUUACCUCAUCUGGUGGUCACCAACAUUCCGAUGUCUCACAACAGUCUUUGACUUUGCUGCAGUCGCAUCCCACAUUGACCGGUGUUCUUCCGAGUCAGUUGACGACGAGGGAUUUGUCGGUGUCAGGUGUGGCUUUGUCAUUGUCUCAUGCCGAGGCGAGUGCAGUUGCGAUCGCUAAUGCUAAUGCUGAAGGAAGGCAGGCCGUGUUGAGGGAAGAGAUAGAGAAGUUGAGGAGUGAAGUGAACACGUUGAAGGCCAAAAUCAACGAUCUUGAAGACCAAUGUUCUCACCACGAAAAAGAGUGGCAAACAUUGCAAAAAGAGAAAGAUUUGUUGUCUCAAAAACUUGAGGAAAAAGAGGAGCAAGCCCAGAAAGACAGUCGAGAGAAGAAACUUCAAGAAACAGAAUUUGAAACUAAGAUACACAUUGCCGAAGUGGCAAAGAAGCAACUUCAGGAUGCGCUGAUAGCUGCGACGGACAGGCACAAGCAAGAGCUGGAAAAUUUAGAAACAGUUACGAGUUCCCGAAUCAAGUCUAUCGAAGAAUCAUUUGAAAGACAAGAAUCAAGGCUACGCAACGAAAUUGAGAAACAAGCGACCGAACACAACAGGAAAGUGAUCGAACUGGAGAAGGGGAAGUCAAGUGUAGUGACAACGUAUGAGAGAAAGCUGGCCGAUGCUGAUAGGGAACAUAUGGAGGCGAUCGAGAGACUCAAGGAAACCCAUAGAAGUCUAAUCGAAGAGCUAAAAAUUGAGCACGACAAGGACAAGAAUCGUCAACAUAAACUACACGAACACGAGUUGACUGCCGUCGCACAGGCUCACUCACACACCAGAUCUCUACAAGAGCUCAUAUCGCAAGUGCAUCAGUCGACGCAGCACGUGAGCGAGCUGCAGCAACGAGUCGAUGUGUCUCACAACGUUGGACAUCAACAACGAGAGCAGGCGCUCAGAAUCAGAGAGCAACAGCUACAAGGUCUCGAAGAAAGGCUUCUAAGGCAGCAGUCGGAGUGUGAGCAGGAGCGUAGCAGGCUUCACAAUCUCGUGGCCAAGAUGGAGAGUCACAUGAGAGAGCAAACCCAUCAGAUCGAACAGGAUCGAUGGAAAAUUCAGCAGGACGAGUCUCGGUUACAAGCUCUGCAGAGAGCAUUAGAACACGACCGAGUAACAACAGCCGAACACAUCACACAAGAGAGACAAGAACUACAACAGGCAAGGGAACAGAUGCUGAAAGAGCAGCAAGUCGUUUUGAGCCAAUGUUAUGCUGAACGUUCCGGCCUGGCCAAGGAACGCUCACAACUUCAAGUCACACAGAGACUCUCUCAUCACCACGAACUAGAAAAUGCCACCAAAUCUGUACAGUUGGAGGCAGAACUGAGGAACGAACUCGAACGAGUGCAACAACAGUCCGAGGAUCUGGCGGCGAGUCAAAGCCGAGUGCGAAAUGAACUGGAAAGAUUACGCGACGACCGUAAACAUGUCGAUCUCGAAAAGCGAAGUCUUCACAACGAGAAGGACGCGCUUCAGCAAACAAGACUGAAACUUCAAGAGAACACAAAGGAGCUACAGCAACUCUACUCGUCGGCCGCUGAAGCACGAGAAAUCGGAAAACAGUCGCUUCACGAGGCAGAGCUCAUGAAAGCCGAUGUUGAGCGACGAGCCUGUGAGCUCGAGGAUACGAGGAGACAGUUAGAUGAGCAGAAGAGAAAGAUAGUACAGGAGCAAUUGGAGAUUUCAAGAGAGAGAAUGAGUGUUGAAAAAGGUCGAAACAGUUGGCUACAGGAAAGGUCACUCUACCUCAGUCAGAAAGACCAAGCAUCAUCAACAGUGCCUUCUCUACCACCUCAACCACGUUUCAUAUCAACACUGGCUCUGAGAGCAUCGAGAAGCCGUCACCCUACUGAUGAGCCAGAAGAGACACCAACGGGACAUGAUCUGACCAGCAGUCAGGCAACGUCUCACGCUAUCGCUCAGUUGGAGUACAACAGGGCCUUACGUCUAUGGGCAAAUGCCAACGAAAAGCAAGUCGAAGAGCUUCACGAAGAAACAAACUUUCUCGACGCGCUAGAAACAUCAAAAACAUCCAACAAGACGACACUUAUUCUAUAGUUCUUUCAUAUUCGUAGCUAAUAUAACUAAACAUGACA
This is a messenger RNA of Corticium candelabrum, 4232 nucleotides long. RefSeq names its product fas-binding factor 1-like. Gene Ontology annotation, cellular component: centriole; ciliary basal body; ciliary transition fiber. The transcript is spliced from 21 exons. NCBI's taxonomy places the organism in Eukaryota, Metazoa, Porifera, Homoscleromorpha, Homosclerophorida, Plakinidae. The coding region runs from base 37 to 4194 and encodes 1385 amino acids. Gene Ontology annotation, biological process: cilium assembly; establishment of epithelial cell polarity. The record is from RefSeq and is a predicted model, not a curated record.